Sciurus carolinensis (gray squirrel) is the source of this 12903-nucleotide messenger RNA. RefSeq names its product adenylate cyclase 1 (gene Adcy1). Gene Ontology annotation, molecular function: adenylate cyclase activity. The coding region runs from base 103 to 3459 and encodes 1118 amino acids. Gene Ontology annotation, cellular component: plasma membrane. The transcript is spliced from 20 exons. Gene Ontology annotation, biological process: cAMP biosynthetic process; intracellular signal transduction; adenylate cyclase-activating G protein-coupled receptor signaling pathway. The record is from RefSeq and is a predicted model, not a curated record. Lineage: Eukaryota; Metazoa; Chordata; Mammalia; Rodentia; Sciuridae.
UAGCCGCCCGCCGCCCGCCCGCCCCGGCGCCGCCGCCCGCGCCCCGGCGCCCCGGGCCGGCGAGGGGCGCGCCCGUAGCCGCUGCCGCUGCAUGGCGCUGAGAUGGCGGGGGCGCCGCGCGGCCAAGGCGGCGGCGGAGGCGGCGCGGGCGAGCCCGGGGGCGCCGAGCGGGCGGCCGGGCCGGGCGGCCGGCGCGGGUUCCGGGCGUGCGGCGAGGAGUUCGCGUGCCCCGAGCUGGAGGCGCUGUUCCGCGGCUACACUCUGCGGCUGGAGCAGGCAGCCACGCUGAAGGCUCUGGCUGUGCUCAGCCUACUGGCGGGCGCGCUGGCACUGGCCGAGUUGCUAGGCGCGCCGGGGCCCGCGCCCGGCCUGGCCAAGGGGUCGCACCCGGUGCACUGCGUCCUCUUUUUGGCGCUGCUUGUGGUCACCAAUGUCCGGUCCCUGCAGGUGCCUCAGCUGCAGCAGGUCGGUCAGCUGGCGCUGCUCUUCAGUCUCACCUUCGCGCUGCUGUGCUGCCCCUUUGCACUGGGCGGCCCCGCCAGGGGCUCUGCCGGGGCGGCUGCGGGGUCGGCCGCAGCCGAACAGGGGGUUUGGCAGCUUCUUUUGGUCACCUUCGUUUCCUAUGCCUUGCUGCCCGUGCGCAGCCUGCUGGCCAUCGGCUUUGGGCUUGUGGUGGCCGCCUCGCACUUACUGGUUACAGCCACCUUGGUCCCAGCCAAGCGCCCGCGUCUCUGGAGGACGCUUGGCGCCAAUGCCCUGCUCUUCGUGGGUGUGAACAUGUAUGGCGUCUUCGUGCGGAUCCUGACUGAGCGCUCUCAGAGGAAGGCCUUUCUGCAGGCCCGGAGCUGCAUCGAGGAUCGGCUGCGGCUGGAGGAUGAAAACGAGAAGCAGGAGCGGCUGCUUAUGAGCCUCCUUCCCCGGAAUGUCGCCAUGGAGAUGAAGGAGGACUUCUUGAAGCCCCCUGAGAGGAUUUUCCACAAGAUUUACAUCCAGAGGCAUGACAAUGUGAGCAUCCUGUUUGCCGACAUUGUGGGCUUCACAGGCUUGGCAUCCCAGUGCACGGCCCAGGAGCUGGUGAAACUGCUCAAUGAACUCUUUGGCAAGUUCGAUGAGUUAGCCACGGAGAACCACUGUCGUCGCAUCAAGAUCCUUGGGGACUGCUACUACUGUGUGUCAGGCCUUACCCAGCCCAAGACUGACCAUGCCCACUGCUGUGUGGAGAUGGGGCUUGACAUGAUUGACACCAUCACGUCUGUGGCUGAGGCCACUGAGGUGGACCUGAACAUGCGUGUGGGGCUACACACCGGCAGGGUCCUCUGUGGUGUUCUGGGCCUGCGCAAGUGGCAAUACGACGUGUGGUCCAAUGAUGUGACCCUGGCCAACGUCAUGGAGGCUGCUGGCCUGCCUGGGAAGGUUCAUAUCACAAAGACAACCCUUGCGUGCUUGAAUGGGGACUAUGAGGUAGAGCCAGGCCAUGGACAUGAGAGGAACAGCUUUCUGAAAACUCAUAACAUCGAGACCUUCUUUAUUGUGCCAUCCCAUCGGAGAAAGAUAUUUCCAGGCCUGAUUCUCUCAGAUAUAAAGCCGGCCAAGAGGAUGAAGUUUAAGACUGUCUGCUACCUGCUGGUACAGCUCAUGCACUGCCGGAAGAUGUUCAAGGCUGAGAUCCCCUUCUCCAAUGUCAUGACCUGUGAAGACGAUGACAAGCGGAGGGCGUUGAGAACAGCAUCAGAAAAACUGAGAAACCGCUCGUCUUUCUCUACAAAUGUGGUCUACACCACACCGGGCACGCGUGUCAAUAGGUACAUCAGCCGCCUCCUGGAAGCCCGUCAGACGGAGCUGGAGAUGGCGGAUCUGAACUUCUUUACCUUGAAGUACAAACAUGUUGAACGGGAACAAAAGUACCACCAGCUUCAGGACGAGUAUUUCACCAGCGCUGUCGUCCUUGCCCUCAUCCUGGCUGCCUUAUUUGGCCUUGUCUACCUUCUUAUGAUCCCACAGAGUGUGGCCGUCCUGCUCCUGCUGGUGUUCUGUAUCUGCUUCCUGGUGGCCUGUGUCCUCUACCUGCACAUCACCCGGGUCCAGUGUUUUCCAGGGUGCCUGACGAUUCAGAUUCGUACCGUCUUGUGCAUAUUCAUAGUGGUCUUAAUCUAUUCUGUAGCCCAAGGAUGUGUGGUGGGCUGCCUACCCUGGGCCUGGAGCUCCCAGUCCAACAGCUCCCUGGUGGUCCUUGCGGCUGGGGGCCGGCGCACUGUGUUGCCUGCUCUGCCCUGCGAGUCUGCACAUCACGCCCUGCUCUGCUGCCUGGUGGGUACCCUCCCGCUAGCCAUAUUCCUGCGGGUGUCCUCCUUGCCAAAGAUGAUCCUGCUGUCUGGGCUCACCACAUCCUACAUCCUCGUUCUGGAGCUCAGCGGAUACACCAAGGCCGAGGGCGGUGGUGUCUCUGGGCGCAGCUACGAGCCGAUCAUGGCCAUCCUGCUGUUCUCAUGCACGCUGGCCCUGCAUGCCAGGCAGGUGGACGUGAGGCUGCGGCUGGACUACCUCUGGGCAGCACAGGCAGAAGAGGAGCGAGAUGAUAUGGAGAGGGUAAAGCUGGACAACAAGAGGAUACUCUUUAACCUCCUGCCAGCCCACGUUGCACAGCACUUCCUCAUGUCCAAUCCCCGGAAUAUGGACCUCUACUACCAGUCCUACUCCCAGGUGGGCGUCAUGUUUGCCUCCAUUCCCAACUUCAAUGACUUCUACAUCGAGCUGGAUGGCAACAACAUGGGGGUGGAGUGCCUGCGACUCCUCAACGAGAUCAUCGCUGACUUUGAUGAGCUCAUGGACAAAGACUUUUACAAGGAUCUAGAGAAGAUCAAGACCAUUGGGAGCACCUACAUGGCUGCAGUGGGGCUGGCGCCCACAGCAGGAACCAGGGCUAAGAAAUCCAUCUCCUCCCAUCUCAGCACACUGGCUGACUUUGCUAUUGAGAUGUUUGACGUCUUGGAUGAAAUCAACUACCAGUCGUACAAUGACUUCGUCCUCCGAGUUGGUAUCAACGUUGGCCCUGUGGUGGCUGGAGUGAUUGGUGCUCGUAGGCCCCAGUACGACAUCUGGGGAAACACAGUCAAUGUGGCCAGUCGGAUGGACAGCACCGGAGUCCAAGGCAGGAUCCAGGUGACUGAGGAGGUGCACCGUCUGCUGAGGAGGUGUGCCUACCACUUCGUGUGCCGAGGCAAAGUCAGUGUCAAAGGCAAGGGAGAGAUGCUGACAUACUUCCUAGAAGGCAGGACUGAUGGAAAUGGCUCCCACAGGUCUCUUCACUUGGAGCGCAAGAUGUGUUCUUAUGGGAGAGCUGGAGGCCAGGCCAGGCGGCCCCCACUGUGCCCCGCAGCAGGCCCACCAGUCAGGGCUGGGCUGCCCCCAGUUCCCACAGGCCAGUACCUGCCACCUGCAGCAGCGGGGAAGGAAGCUUAGCAGAGCUCAUGUUGGCCUCUGGAGGUGCAUGCAGGGCAAGAAUGCUCCAGGGUGACACAGGCCACUGUGGCUCCAGUCAGGACCAUCCAGAUGAGCAGAACAGGAAGACAGUGGCCGAGAUGGAGAAAGAGCAUUUUCCAGGUGUGACCUGAGAGUCAAUAGGAGAUGUGCCUAAGCCACCCACUUUGGGGCAUAGGGAGCCGUACCUGUUCCCAGUGGAGCUACCCAGGUCUGGCCAGUGUCACCAUGGAUGUUGGAACCUUCAGAAUAUCUGCAAGGAACACAACAAGAAUCAUGGAGGUCUUGCUGUCAGAGUCAGAGGAAUCCAUCACCAGUGAGCCCUGAGUUGGCACCACGGCAACCUGGCUGUGAUGGAUGGGUCCUGGCAUGUGGACAGCCUCAGUCCUAGGCAGCAGCUCCAAGAACUGUACUGGGAAGUCAGCCCCAUGGGGCAGGGCCAUGAGGGCUGAGCUCUUCACACUGUGGCCACAGCACAGAGCUGGUCAGGUCUUGGAACAGGACAGUCUGGGAAGAGUCAAGAAGCUGCCUCUCACUGCAUGGAGAGUGGAGGCUGCUGGCUUUUCUCAUGAGCAGAAUUUUGCCAGAUGCCAGAGGCAGGCCUCCUGGAACCAUCAGGGGGCCCCAGCCACACUCCAUUAUUGGCCAGCACCAGCUGCUUGUUCCCCUGUGCAUCCUCCCCCUGCCCCACCUGCCAGCUGUGGCUCCUGUGACAGCUGGGUGUUCCUUUUACUGCACCAUUGCUAGGUAUUCAAAGGAGAAGAGGGGUGAGCAUUGUGUCUUACCUGUUCCCCUGGUGUCUUGGAUACUGUACAUUACAAAAAUCAAGGCUCCGUUUGUGUUGAAAAUGAGUGACCAUCACACCACAAGCCAGUUUCCUUGAUGGGAGACAGUUUCUCUGACAGAAUCAGCCCUCCUGGAGCUGGCGGGUGGUGAUAGGGUUAGCAGAGUUUGUGGUUCUGAGUCCAGGUGCCCCUGUUUCAGUGUGCAAGGAGAGCAGCUGAAGGUGGUCCUGUUGACAUCUGGGACCUCCCACCUGUGCUUAAUGGUUGUGAUGGAUAUGAAGAUGAAGGGGUCUAGGAGAGCCAUUAGAUAGGUAGGAAUGGGCUGGCUAGAAAUAACUGGAAAAUUGGCUCCUGCAGACCUCUGACCUUGUCACAGGGAAGGAGGCAGCUUGAAAUAGGCUGGUGGGAAAGGGGAAGAGGCUCUAGGCCAGUACCUUGGUUGGUGAAUGUCCAGAGACCUGUAGCUUCAAAAGAUGGCAGAAAAGUUUAUGUGGAACAGGUGGCUGAAGCCUAUCCUGCUCAUGACUUUGGAGGUCCUUCUCUGCACGGCUCCCCAAGGACUCUCCCCAUUCCCUGGGGAUCUCAACUUUGCAGAAUAAGAGAAGAGCCCAGAUUUCCUUCCCUGAGGUGCAGGCCUGUGUAUGGCCGGCUUUGUAUGGAGCUUUGUCAGGAUGGGAGGAUGGCGUCCUUUAGCUCAAUCCUGGCUUGGUUGUGUGGUUGUGCAGGGACAGCAGGGACUUUGGCCUUAGCUGGAGCUUUGUGGGCCAGCUGGUGUGAUGAUGCUUGGGGCAAGCUGACUACCUAUCCCAACAGGACUCAGCUGAGGCAGGACUUGGGGCAGAGGUGGGCAGAGUGGAUAGCUUUAGGCAGGGGACAGGGGGAGGUGGGCCUGCACGCAGGGUUCCUGUGUACCUGGGGCCCUGGACUAUGGGUGACCAGUUGGAGCUGUGAGGAUUGUCCAUUCAUGACUCUGUGAUGGUGCAGGAGGCAGGCAGGUGGCCUCUAGUUUCUCCUGUGGGGGGACUGUGACCACGCCUGCCCUCCAUUGCUAUUUUCCUGGCAUCUUCCCCUGGGGCAGUGGUGGGGGCGGUGAGAAACUCACAGGCUAGGGCCAUGCUGGUCCCCAGGGCCCCACCACAGACGUUGGGGGUGGAGAAUAUGCAAUUUGUCCUUAGGUGGUCAUUUCUGAUUUGUGUGGGCCUAGUGUUUUGGUGUCACUAUAUGCAGGUGGAGGCUGCUCCUGUGAGGGGAGGGCAGGAGGAGUUACUCUCGGGGGCCUCUCCUUGUCAUCAGAGAUCAUGUGUAUAGGAAUAUGCUUUGAGGGGUGCUUCGGCGGCUCCUCAGAACAGGCAGCAUCCACCUGAGCCAGCUGCAGGGCUGGGAACCCGUGGGUGCCCUGCCACCACUCCUUAUCAGCCCCAUCUCGCGUCUGCUCCCAUGCUUUCCUGUCUUUGGGCCGAAAGGGUCAUUUUUAUCAUUUCCUUUUCCACUAGGCUUUUUUCAUCUCUGCUAACCAGAUUUGAGGCAGUCAGUUCAGACAGGAGUACACAAAGCGAGCAAAUACAUUGCUGGGCAAUAGCAAGGCUGGCCCUGGGCUCUGCAGGCUGUGGGGCUUCUUCCCCUCCUCCCAUUAUGGCUGUGGUGCUGUCCCCAGACCCACAGGCCCACCACAUAGCUUGGUCUUGGUUCCUGUGUCCCCCACAUGUCUCUGGCCCUCCAUUGCUACUGACCAUUGGGCCACCUAGGUCAGGAACAGAGGAGUGACUUUCAAAGAUACCCACACCCUGACUGGGGCUGGGCCUUAAGGGUGUGUUCUGUUACAUUGCCAAAGGGACUUUGCAGAUGGAAUUAAGGUUAGGAGCCUGAGAAUUGGAAAGGGUCCUAGACCUCUGGGUGGGCUGGCUGCAGCACAGGGCCCUGCAGACAUGGAUGAAGGGGCAGGAGGACCAGGGUGUGACCAUGACUGAGCGCUCAUAGAUGGUUUAAACAUGAGGUACCAUAAGACAACACUGGUGAAUGAACAUGAGGACAACCCCAGCCAGCAAAGAGGCAGUCAUGUUGCUCCCACAACUACAGGAGAUGAACUUGGCAACAGCCUGCAUGAGCAAGAGACAGAUUCACCCUGAACCAUCAGCAGGAUCCCAGCCUGGGGACACCUGGACUUCAUCUGUGUGACUCUGAGUGGAGUCAACAAACCACACCUUGUCCUAGCUGAGCUCCAUAGUGCUUCAUGGUUACGAAUGUGUGUGCAGAGCCCUCGAGGUAUGGUUGGGGUAAGAGGAAACCACUGCAGGGGACAAUGCUACCUUCUCUGGGCACAGGACUGUUCUGAAGUGGACCACGUGGCAGCCUUGGCGAAGUCUCUACUUCAGGGGCAGACAUCUCCUCCAUCAUCAGCAAAUUCCAAACCCUGUCUACUUCCUGUGAGGUCAGGAACACAUUUAGCCAUAAUGUUCCUUGGGGUUUGGUAAAAAUCAACUUCCUUUUUAUUUGUGAUAAAACUGUAUUAUAUUGCCUUAUUUAUUUUUAAUCUUGUACAAUAUUCAUGUACAAAUGUUAGAGCCAUUCGGGUAGGAUUCUUCUCUAAAUUAUUUAUUUUAAGAUGCUCUGUAAAUAGUGCACCAAUUACAGGUGCUGCCUGUUCACUUGUACCAAAAAUGAGGAAAAGCCCGGCACCCACAUCAACCCCUGCACGGUGAUGCCGUGGCCCUUGGGAAAUGACCCUGCGUGUUCCCUUCUGGACCCUAGCAUGCCUCCCGUGCCUGACACUGUAGAGUAGAACACAGCCCCAGAAUGCUUCCAAAUGCUUCCACGGGCCCUGCCAACCCAGGCAGGUCCACACCUUACACCCAGCAACCCAGUUGCCAGCCCGUGUUUCUCAGACUCUAAGCCUCCAGGGCUUCCUGACCCCUUCUGUCAUAGAAGCAAUAAUCGUAACUCUAUACUGUAGAGACGAGACUGACCUGAGCAGAUUGAUAAUUCAGAUAAGCCAUGCAAACAAGUUUGCUGUGGGGGACUGCCACUCCCAAACUCCCACCCCUCUGAGGACCCAGCUCUGGCAUCUCAAUUCCUAGGAUUGAGCUCAGUGCCCCAGGCAAUUGAGAAGAUCAAGCCAGCAUCUGACCUAAGUCCCCACACUUUUGGUCAGGAGAAGGAGGAGGAGUUGAGGGCACCUGCCCUCAUCCAAAUUCCGUCCUGAUUCUUGAAUGUCAAUGCUGGUCUCAUGUGACCUAGGAUGGUAAACUGCAUGGUUUGUCAUAGCAGAGCAUUGAAGCAUAACAUUUCAAGGCUUACCUAUGGUACACUGUUUUUAAAAAAUGUUGGUGUGUGGAAGGGUGUCCUCCUCACUUUGCACCAUGGCCUACUGGUGAGAGAAGAAUCCUCAGGGCAGGAUGCCUGGGUGAACCCAAGUGUGUGGCAGGAAAGGCUGAGGAGCCUUGAUUGAUUGAUAUGGAGGAUUCAGGCCCCAGGCUUGGCAGGAUGCAGCCAACCUUCAGCGACUCUGCAUUUUAUUUGUAUCUCACAGAAAGGCUUGUGUCAUAAUUCUUAUAGCAACCUGGAAAGAUUAUGUAGACUACUCGCUUAAAUGGGCCACUUUAGAAGGAAGUAGUUUGGAUUGAUGAAAUCAAGGUGUGUGGAGGGCUUCACUUGGGCACGUGCACCUGACCCUUCUCCAGCAGGGUGGUUUCUGAAACUCCCCAAGUCCCAGGCAUUUUGUUCACAACCCAUGCAGGGCCUCUGUCCAACAGGCAUGCAUGGUUUAUAAAGCAAGUAUGCACCUGUAAUUGUGCAUGUUACAGUUAUAGGAAGAGAAAGAGCAUGCUUACAUAUAUUGUACCUUUUACAGUACAAGAGAAGGUCCCAGAAGUGCUAUUAAUACUUUAAGUUCUGAAAACCUGCAGAUUUGAUGACUGUAUGUAAAGUAAUCCCCCAGAAACAUGGUUUUGAAACUUCAAUUUUUAAGUAUAUGCGUGCGUGCACACACACACACACACAAACAAAAAAUAAAAAACCUUCUUAGAAGUAAUUGAAUUUCAGAAUAUUUGGUUCAGUAAAAUAAAGAGCAAACUGACUGAGCCAUGCUCUGGCAGCCUGGAUGUUGCCUGGCAUAACUUUUUCUCUGGGUCCUGGGACAUCCUGCCUCCCUGGCUACAGUAUGCUUUGAAAGUUCAACUGAAUCAGUAGUUCCUUAUUUUCAGUUAAAAAUCAAUGUUAGAGAAUGGAAUGGAUGAUGGAAGUGGGAUUAUUUCUUCAUAUGAUACCUUGAGGUUUGUGUUUGCAUUCACAGCUCUUUAACUGGGGGUUGGAAGAGCUGCCCAGGAUUGACUUAAGGUAGAUUCAUGGGCCUAUUAGGGAAUGUAGUGGGACCCAGAGCUCAGCAGGCAGGAUUGGGGAGUUGUUCCCCGCUUACCUAAGUGUGGAAAGGUUAAUUGAAAGAGCACAGAAUGAUUCCUGUGCCAGAAGUUGUUUGGGUAUAUGAGUUGGUACCUUGAGUGAGACUUCUCCCUCCCUCCCCCAAGUUUGAUGUGAAGGCCUGAGCCACGUGAUUGCUUCAGUCUUGUGCUGUCUCAGUCCCUCACUGUGCCCAUUAAGUCAGCCAGAGUCCAUUUACCGCUGACUGAGCCAGAAGCUGAUAAGUUGAAACCACAUUUCCUGGGUGGCAGCUGGAUUAUCAGAGGCCUGAGCACCUGCUCCCUGUCCUGGAGGGAAGGUGGGAAUAGAACUGAGAUGAUUCUGGAGGUUAGUGUGUGGGACUCAGAAGGAAUGAUCUCCAAGUUGUGGUUUUCAUAUGUGGACUUGUGUGAUUGGGCUACUGGCAGAUGAGAGCUGUGUGGGGACCCUACCUGGAAGCCGUAGGCUCAGUGAUGCUGGACAGACUGACAGUGAGGCGGAGGUGUGUGGAAGGGAGCCCCUUGACCCUGCAGCUGUUCCCUCACACAAGGUCAGGUAUUCUGUGAGCACAACCCUGCACAGGGGCAGGCAGGAUGUUAGAGCCCUGCAGGGGCUGCCCCCUCGAGGAACCUAGAGGGACUUUGGAAUGUAUCUGGGGAUUUCCUACCUUAUCCUCCUGUGUGUUCACACCCUUCGUGAAGGCCAGUAACAGGCCAUUGAAGGUUUAGGAAAAGGAUGGGAGGGGAUAUGUCACCUCCAUGGUCUGUUCCAUAAACACCACGGAUCCAGUUUCAGAUGCUACAUUCUGGGGUUAGAUGUCCCUCAGUAACAUACCCAUCAUAUAAUGACUCAGAUAUGUAUAUUUUUAAAUUUCCUUGAAAAAAUGCAUCUGUUCUGUUGCAUAUUGGACCUGUUCACUAUCUUAGAAGAUAUAAUGAUUCCAGUAGAGGCCAUGCUUAGUCAGUAUGUGCCCCUGUGCACAUGUAUGAUAUAUAGUAUAAAUAAAAUAAAAAUUAUUCAUUCUUGGUAUUAAGAAGGAUUCAUAUAAAGAACAAAAUUAAAAUGGAGUACAGUCAGGUAAUUGUCACUAAGAGACUCCACUUCAUUUCCCCAUUAGAGUGAAGAGGGCAGAGGCAUCUCAGCCCCUCAGGAAUACCCACAUGGUCCCUGAGCUUCUGUGAGAUGACACAGACCUGUAAUCCCAGCUACUUGGGAGUUUCAGGCAGGAGAAUUGCAAGUUUAAGGCCAGCCUGGGCAACAUAGUAAGACCCCAUCUCAAAAAAAAGUCUCUCCAAUAUCAGCACUAAGGUCUAGAUACAUUGAGGCACUAACAUGCUCCUACUUCUUUUGGUUGAUUAUUUUUGUUUGGUUCUGUUUUUUUUUUUUUUUUUUUUUUUUUUUUUCACACAUGGAAAUCUAUGGAUCUGUGGAGAGACUUCAGGGUGGAUAUACAGCAGGAAUUCCCAAUGGGGAGCCAAGUGGGGGCCAAAUCUUGAUUACCACUAACAGCCCCCAGCUCCCAAACUGACUUAGAAGCCAGGCUUUCCAAUCAGGAUAUGUCAGCACUCAUCUCUCCAGCAAUAGACAGGUGACCUUCUUGGAUUGUGGCUCAGUGCUAGCUGGACAAACAAACAUCAGAAAACCAACCACAGUGGUCACCAAUCUGGCCUGAUCCCAUGUUCUCCGUCUUGACAGGCAUUAGUCAUUUUAGAUCGAAUUUCUUUAUUCUUCGUGAAAUUACUGAGUUUCUUGUGACAGGUCACUAGAUUUACUAUGUUCUGCACUCAACUACAGGGGAAGGGCAACCAUUACUCUCCUGUUUAGUUAAAACAGGUCUCCAGAGGGCCUUUUGUUAUGACCACAAAUUAAUACAUUCAUUACUAGUUCCCAAAUCUGACUUUUCAGUCGGUGCAAACCUUCUGUCUGUGGAGGAGAUAGAAUGAUAAUUAAUCUUGCUGUCCAUGGAGAAUCCAAGGCCUGCAGGUUAGAGAGUUGAGCUUGCCACACAGUCUUGAGAGGAAGGGCCAGGCUUCAACUCCUGUUCUGUUCCCCAUCUCAAGCCUUUGUGUUUUCUGUUACAUUUAGGAUUUACUAACAUUAAAAUCUGUAAUUGAUGGAGAACACUAUCUUGUCCACACAAUUAUGCCCAGCAUGGUGGAGAGGACCCACUUAGGAUGCUCUUCCAGGGGCAAGGCUUACUCUGACCCCUGUCCUAGGAGCUUGUGUCCAGGUCACAUUGGCCCUACUGUCCUUGGCUUCUUGAUGCUCAGUUAGAGCCUGCAAUUCCUCUUGGCUAAGUCAUUCCUUUUUUAACCUUACUGAUCCCCAGGAAGGAAAUAAAUUGCUAGGUUUUGGGACAAAACAAACAAACAAAAACCCUUCCUACUUGGUCAUAUUGUACUUGAACUUCUAAAACUCUUUGGGAACACAACCCGUCAUUGUGUCUAAAAUGAUAGAGUCUCCUUAAACAGGGAGGACAGCUGGUUUUUCUAGAAGGACCCUCUGACAUCAAAUAGUGCAUUAUAGCUCCUCUUCCCCAAGCACCCCCAAACUACACGCCAUUUCUCCACUUAUACCCAGCCUCCAGUUGCUGGUGAGGAGUUUCUUGAGCACUGAGAGGGCUUAGGUUGCCUUUCCCAUUUCUGCUCCUCUUCCUCUGCUGUGGAACCAUUCAGUGUUGUUAUAUGCUACUGUUGCAGUGUAGGAAGUCAAGGUGCCUUCCCAGGGAUUAGAGGAUGUAUGAAGAAUGGAUAUCCCCAGGAGCAUUCAUAAGGCAAGGAAGAGAUUACAAUAGAUGGUGAGAGGUUUGGCAACCACUCAAGCCAGGGGCCCUGGCCAUCUCCUGGGUGUUGGUUCCUAUUGGUACCAACCAGUACAGACUCGGAGAGGGUUGGUUUCCAAAGCUGUUUUCAGCCAUUAAUUGAGAAUUAAUGUUUAAACAGAGAUGACAUCCUAGACCAACUGCAGAGCCUAAACAAAAUAUCUUGCACUUAAUAAACUUGUGCAGGAUGUCUGUGCAGGAACAGCUGGCUCAGAGCAUCCUGUGGGUGUUCACCUUCUGCAGCAGGUGCAGUAAGAAGUUGACCCGACAGCAGCCAGAACUUGUUUCUUGCCUCCCACCAGCAACCACCACUCAACCCCGGGCCCCAGGCACAUGAAGCACAAGUCUCAGGGGACCAUUCCCACAUUGUGGGGAUCCCAAGGACACCCAUGGCACCUCUAGCAUACACCGGGAUUGUGGACCCAACUGAUCACCAGGAGCACACAUGCCCGGUGUGGAGGGGCCCUCUGUGUUGCCUUCAUCCCUGUUAAAACUGCGUAUAUGCAAGCCAUUUGCACUCUGGAAUUGCAUGCCGUGAAAUUCCUAAUUGUGUGGGACUUAGUUUGAAUUUGAAAUCGUGCAGCAUGCGCUCAGGCUUGCCCCUGAGUCAUCUGCUUGCUAGGUGCAGAGUACCCCUGUAAGCCAGGGUGAGUCCCGUGGAACCUGAGCUUUGCGUAGCUCUAGCACUUAGUAUGCACCGUCUCCUUUUAGCCCGAACUCCCCUUUCUACUAUCCUCUCAUUUAUAUUGAUUGCACUCCAACUUACACAAAUGGAAAUGUCAUUAUUAUGUCCAUCUCAGCAGUAAUUCCAUUCUGAUUUAAGGUAAGUCCAAAUCCCACCUCUGGAUUGUCUUACUUGCUGAGAAAAGUCACGUAAGCUCCUAUGCCCUGCGUUUGGCUAGAGAGGGUUGCAUCCCUUGGUGAGAUGAAGAGUGACACUGGCAAGGGAUCCUUUUCUCCCACACAGUAAACUCACUGAGGAUGCUUCUGUAGACAUGAGAACACAAUGAUUAUAUUCAGAAUCACAAUAACUCAAUCUCACUGGGUAACUUCUCAUGAUAGAUUUGUAUAAUCAAUACGGGUCUAUUUUUAUGUCAACUGAACACUGUAGAGCACCUUCCAGUCUUUUUCAAGAUUGUUAAAUUGAGACAAGUAAUUGAAUAAUUUGUCCUAUUUUUAUUUUAAAAAAAGUGAAUGGACUGAAAUGUUAAAUGUGAAUGUACAUUUCUUAAUUGCAACUUUUCUACUGAGUGUUUGCACUAUACUUUCUGGAGUCUUAUUUAACAAAAAUAAAGGAAAAAUUGCUUGACUAAACUGUGAUCAUUUUAAUUGAAAAAUAAAUGGUUGUUUGGAUGUUUUAAAGACACUCCUGGCUCUUUUACAUACUUUCAAGGGAAAAUUUUGAAUGCAAAAUAUUAAGCAUUCCAU